UCGGUAUAUUAUUGAAAUGUGAGUAAUCCUAGCUUCCGUGUGAAAGGGGAGAGACGACUUUGAACGUUCCACACUUUGCUUACGGAGAGAAACGGCUUCGGAUCUCAAUAUUUUAACCCUGGCUGCAAAAGCACUGUACUACAUGAAAGCCCUAGGUUCACAAUCCAAUCCGGACCCACUAGAUUUCUUUUGCUCUUUUGAUUGAGAGAGAAUCUGGACUAGGUUCCGCGACUUGACUUGAAGCCUCCGAAUCACACGUCCCCAACCUACAUGUGAAUUUAUACUCCUACUAGUAAAUCAUGACUUGAGGCCCCACCCACUGAGGUCGGUUCCGCCCACCUUUUUGACAGUUCGGCUGCUUUUAAAUUAAAUUAAAUUAAAAAAAUUCAUACUAGAUACAACAAUAAAUGUCGGCACGACUGAAAAUGGGAUAACUGAAUCCACAGAGGUACAGAAACGAUCCGUCACAAAGAGAAGAUUAUAAUCAGGGCCAUCUACCUCUAGAUUUUCACCCAAACUACAGCCAGGCUAUGAUACCAUAUCUCUUGCCGGCGAUGAACAACAUAAAAAAAACUUUCAGACACCGAAUCACUCCAAUAAAGACAAAGAUUGUCAAGCAUAUCAUAUCGGUAGAAAAAAAAAAAGAAAUGCAAAAAUCCACCAGGAACCUGGGGAAGAAAGAGAAAUAAAGGGGAAAAAACUAGCAGAAACAGAAAAAGAGAAAGAAAGAGGGAACGCAACCGCACCACACCCACAGGAAAUGACAGCGGUCAAGGUCGCCGGUACACCGAAAGGACGACCUCCAAGUUCACUAUAUAUAUCCAAGUAAAUUCAAACAAACAAAGUCAGUCCAAGUAAAUUCAAACAAAACAGUCAGAGUCCAAGUAAACUCAAACAAAAAAGGUCAAUGUCCGAGUCAAUUCAAACAAAAAAGUCAAAGUCCAAGUAAAUUGAAAAAACUAGUCAAAGUCCAAGUAAAUUCAAACAAAAAAUGUCACUGUCCAAGUUUGUCAUGGAAGGACAUACUGGUCAAGGAAGCCAAACACCAGCUACCUUAAAUAUCUCAGCACCUCGCCUGACUUACCAUACCCAAGGAAAGCAAGUAGUAGUAAUAGGAGCGACAGAAACGAGAGCCAGGGGAGAGCAACAGCAGUAGACGAACAUUCAGAAAAAACAACAAAACUAGGUACCGACGGCAAGACACAAGAAGAUAUGUGCAAGAAAAAGUAGAGCCAGAAUACCAUCCAUCGUCACAGCGAGCAACAAGAUCACCAUUGAAGCAUCAUCAGCACCGGGGCGAUCUCUUUUAGUCAAUGGCCGAGAUCAUCAGGUCUGCCAUCAUUGGGGAGACAGUUACCCAGAUUUUUUCUGGCAUAACCAACAGGAAAGACGAUGAUAAAUCAGAUGAAGCCACCGGAGGAAGUGGCCUAGAGAGGCUAGAGAUGGCACACAUCAAAAUGGAGGCUGCACUCGAGAUGUCUGACAAGUGGCAGAUCACCGAUGUGUCACUACUUCAUUGGCGUAAGAAGCUGAAGUGUGCUGCCCAGGAUUGCAACGACGCAGCUCGCAGAUGCUGGGAGCUCUCACUGGAAGAAGAUGAGGCAGAUCAGGUGCUAAGAAAAUCUUCGUUUGCUACACGGAUCGCUCAUGCGACCAAGUCAUUUGUCUCCUCUUUCAUUGGCUGCGAAGGUGAUCAUUACUCAGGCAGCAUCGCCGCCGCCGUUCGAAGAUUCGAGAGGUUUGCUGAUGGUGCUACAGAGUUCAUUCAAUGUGUGCAGCUCGGUGGAACACCUCGACAGCCCCUGUUCUUCGACCCUCUCAUCAGGCAUAUCUUCACAGGCAAAACGCUGCGGUAUAUGGUGAUGCAUCCGGGAGGCCAGUAUCAAUACUUCGGCAUACGUCCUAUGGCCUUCGAGGAGCGUGGACUGGAGGCCAUGCUAUCCUUGAUAUAUGAAGAUUUCAAGGUGCCCAAGAACAGUUUUCGCCUUGGGUUCAUGCUGCGUCUUUCAGAGAGUACAGACAUUAUCGGAACUACAGUCAAGUGCUUGCGACUGGUGACACCUCACUUCAAGUCCACGGCCGACGCUGUGAUCAAAGAUAUCAUCCAACUCCCUACCCAAGAUUUUUCCAGUUUACCACCAGAGGCUGAGAGCACAAACAUGGAACACUGGAACCAUAUCCACAAAACUUUUACUAGAUGGUUCCGUCCAGAUCCAUUAUGUUGUCAAGGAUACAAACAGGAGGUCAUGCCUUCUCAUGUCGGUAACUGCGGGAACAACGUGAGACUUUCAAGCAUAUUUCCAGAACCAGUGUGUGAAGUGUUUUUGCAGCGUCAAAUCUCUCUACUCGAUUAUAAGAACCUACAGGGAUCAACUGCGGGAUAUGAUGUUUCUUCUCUGGAGAAUACCCCACUUCUGAAGCUGGGAAUUCUGUUCAUGCCUCAUGAUUCUCUGGAGAACCCCAAGUCCACCGGCGAGGGCUCUGCCAUAGAGGUGAUUGAUGGAGAGAAGCAACAUCUCACACAUGCAAAUGUUCAUCCGGACCAACUUGAUGAGAUAUUGCUGCCCAAGGCGAUAGAUUAUCUUCACCAUAACACCGAGACUGCGACGUAUCAGAUAGUAUGGAGGUCCAACCAUGGCAGUGCACACCUAUGUGUGGAGAAGACAAGCACAACAAGAAUUCCCAGAGCACACAGAGCCGCCAUACGACAAGGUAGGAACAAGAAUAGUAAGACACUUCGUCAGAUGCGGCAGGAGCAGAUGAGGAAAGUGCAGUGGAUGCAGGUAGCCAAAGAUUUCCUGAAACUAUGGGUUGUGCGUUCCUCAGAGAGGUUGCAGAGCAUAUUUACGUCAUGGCUCAAACAGUAGGGACAAAACUAGUGAUUUGUGGCUUAACAUCACAGGAAUCUUGUAGUAUUCCCACAUGACUAAUUUGAAAUUUAUGUGUGUCAACGAAAGCAGGACCUUGUGUUGAGUUGUACCUCUGGCAUGAA
Molecule: messenger RNA, 2992 nt
Organism: Aegilops tauschii subsp. strangulata
Lineage: Eukaryota; Viridiplantae; Streptophyta; Magnoliopsida; Poales; Poaceae
Source: RefSeq, a predicted model, not a curated record